AUGCCCUGGAAUGUCACUGUAGAUAGCUCGAGCAAGCGGAUCGGAAUAUGUUUUUACUUCAUAAUAGCUGACAUAUUACUCAGUACAGUUGAUGCAGUCUUCGAUGCCGUGGAAUGGGUGUUUAACGCCAUUAAGACGGUGAUUCAGGAUUUAAUCCGCUUUCUAGAGUUGCUCUUAGAUUGGGAGGACAUCAAACGCACCAAGAACGUUAUCUGCAGCAUCGCGAAGCUGUUUAUGCAAGGUCAGAUCAACUUGAUUGCAUCCGCCAAGCCCUUCUUCGACCAGGAGAUGAAUGCUCCCGUGACAAUGAUCAACGGCUGGGCUGGUGAUACAAGCUGGACGGGGACGAUUGGCCAGGCUACGACCCAUCCCUUGUCUGUAAGUGGUCAGAAUUCAUCAACAGGCCAAACAUCUGGCUCGCAGAUGCUGUCUAAUCACUAUAAGAACAACGCUUCUUCCCUGACUCUCGUUGAAACCGACACAGCCGAGAGUGGGGUAGAAGAGCUUGUCGACAACCUCUUGACUGCUCUGGAGAAUGAAAACAAGACAAUGAUAGCAGCAUACAACAACCUGAAGAACAUUGCUCACAACAUUUCGUCACAGCCUCUGCAAGACUCCCUCAAACAACUUGUUACGAUUAUCGCCGAUGUCUUGAUCUCUAUUCUCGGCAACUUUGGGGACGCCAUUCUAGAUAUUCUGACGACUCUCGCCAGCUCCGCCAUGCACCUUCUGGACACAGAUGAUCUGGAUAUAAGUGAACCUUCUAUAUUGGACCUCUUUCACUGGAUUGUCGCCGUUGCUUACACAGUUAUAUAUAAAAUCUCCAACAACAGCGCCCCAUUCUCUGACAACGACGAUGUGAGUGCCCUCAUCAACUCUGAUAGCUGGCAUACACUCCAAAGUAUUCUGGGUCAACCGCCUCCCCAGGACGAACUUUCCUAUUACUCGCGUGUCGCUUCAUACAUCUGGUCAGCGCCUAAAGAAAUCGGUGAUUCAACAAAGAAGAGUAUUUACCGCUGCUUACACACGAUAGGGACCGACAUUGAUCUCUUGAAUGUGUUUGUCGUCCCUCUUGAGGCUGAUGGUUCUUCGGAUAGCAAGCAGAACGCAUUCAGUGGGCCUAUGUCGGUUCUAGGUUAUCUGAAUACCGCAUGUCACGUUGUUGCUGGAUUCGCCGUACCCCAAAAUCCCAUAUCAAACGAGGUUCUCAAGGCCAUGCAUUACAGAAACAUUGCUGUCAAGGUUCUGGCUAGUCCUAUUCUCAAGAAGUGCAUGAAAGUGAAUAGAGAUAACAGAGGCUUCCCUGCCCUUGACAAACGCGGCAUGGGGGCUUUGGUUAAAGUCGUUGUCGGGUAUUGGGGGCUGUUCGUCACUGCAGGUCAUCUCUAUGAGUUGAGUCACGAUGCUCCAAGUUCCAAUAGAACAGCGGCUAUUCUGACGGAGGUGGGUAGUAUACUGGGUGAAAUAAGCAAUGUUGCAUAUUGCGAAGCUGUCAAUGAUCCAGAUCGAACUACCAGAGAGGUCCCUCUUCUAGUUAUAGCUGAAGUGGGAUUGAUCGAAGCCGGGUUGGAGGUGUCGUUAGUGGCAACUGUUGACAAAUAG
This is a messenger RNA of Fusarium fujikuroi IMI 58289, 1602 nucleotides long. RefSeq lists its product as uncharacterized. The record is from RefSeq and is a predicted model, not a curated record. Lineage: Eukaryota; Fungi; Ascomycota; Sordariomycetes; Hypocreales; Nectriaceae. The transcript has 4 exons. Bases 1 to 1602 code for a protein of 533 amino acids.